Messenger RNA from Anas platyrhynchos (mallard), 2402 nucleotides. It is a transcript of the gene DTX1, whose product is annotated as deltex E3 ubiquitin ligase 1. NCBI's taxonomy places the organism in Eukaryota, Metazoa, Chordata, Aves, Anseriformes, Anatidae. Gene Ontology annotation, molecular function: zinc ion binding. Gene Ontology annotation, biological process: Notch signaling pathway; protein ubiquitination. The record is from RefSeq and is a predicted model, not a curated record.
CGCGGUGCCCGAUGCCCGGUGCCGGCUGAUGGAUCGCCCUGGCGCGGCGCAGCAGCGGCCCCGGUGGAGCAGGACCGGGUGCCCCGGGGGGCUGGGUGUCACCUCCCUCCCCCGCUGAGCUCCAGAGCCGGUGGGAGCAGCGAGCAGGGACGAGGACAUCUCAUCCCCUGCCACCAAGACACGCGUCCCUGUGCGGAGCAUGGCGCGCUGCUGAGCUGCCGGCCCCGGCCAUGGCGCGGCAGGGAGCGGGGGCCCUGCUGGCCUCCGGCACUUUGGGGUUCCCCCCCCAAAACCUGGCCCGCGUGGUGGUCUGGGAGUGGCUGAACGAGCACGGGCGCUGGCGGCCCUACUCGGCCGCCGUCUGCCACCACAUCGAGAACGUGCUGAAGGAGGACGCCCGCGGCAGCGUGGUGCUGGGCCAGGUCGACGUCCAGCUGGCGCCCUACGUCAUCGACCUGCAGUCCAUGCACCAGUUCCGGCAGGACACGGGCACCAUGCGCCCCGUGCGCAGGAACUUCUACGACCCGUCCUCGGCGCCGGGGAAGGGCAUCGUGUGGGAGUGGGAGAACGACAACAGCUCGUGGACGCCCUACGACAUGGACAUCUGCAUCACCAUCCAGAACGCCUACGAGAAGCAGCACCCGUGGCUGGACCUCUCCUCCCUGGGCUUCUGCUACCUCAUCUACUUCAGCAGCAUGUCGCAGAUGAACCGGCAGACGCAGCGCAAGCGCCGCCUGCGGCGCCGCAUGGACCUGGCCUACCCGCUCACCAUGGGCUCCAUCCCCAAAUCCCAGUCGUGGCCGGUGGGCGCCAGCACGGGGCAGCCCUGCUCGUGCCAGCAGUGCCUGCUGGUCAACAGCACCCGCGCCGCCUCCAACGCCAUCCUGGCCUCGCAGCGCCGCAAGCUCUACCCCGGCGGCGCGGGGACGUUGCCCGUGCGGCAGAGCAGCACCUUUGCCGGUGGCACGCUGUGGCCGGCGGGGACGGGGACAGCGGCGGGCGGCGUGGCCAAGGGGGAGACGCCGAGGGCGCCCGUCGGGGCUUUUGGGCGCAGCCAGAGUGCGCCCAGCGGUGCGCAGCUGCCCGGCCUCAAUAAUCUCAACCGGCCUGGCACGCAGCGGGGGGCCGGCGUCAGCGCCCGCGCCGCGGUGCCCCCGGGGGUGCCAGCACUCCCCGUCAAGAACCUGAACGGCACCGGCCCCGUCCAUCCCGCCCUGGCAGGGAUGACGGGCAUCCUGAUGUGUGCCGCCGGGCUGCCCGUCUGCCUGACCCGUGCGCCCAAACCCAUCCUGCACCCGCCGCCCGUCAGCAAGAGCGACAUCAAGCCCGUGCCCGGGGUCAGCGGCAUCUGCAGGAAAACCAAGAAGAAGCACCUCAAAAAGAGCAAGAACCCGGAGGAUGUGGUGCGGCGCUACAUCCAGAAGGUGAAGACCCCCCCGGAUGAGGACUGCACCAUCUGCAUGGAGCGUCUCGUCACCUCCUCGGGCUACGAGGGCGUCCUGAGCCACCGCGGCAUCAAGCCGGAGCUGGUGGGCAAGCUGGGCAAGUGCGGGCACAUGUACCACCUGCUGUGCCUCGUGGCCAUGUACAACAACGGCAACAAGGACGGCAGCUUGCAGUGCCCCACCUGCAAGGCCAUCUACGGGGAGAAGACGGGCACGCAGCCCCCCGGGAAGAUGGAGUUUCACCUCAUCCCCCAUUCCCUCCCGGGUUACACCGACUCCAAAACCAUCCGGAUCGUCUACGACAUCCCCACCGGCAUCCAGGGUCCGGAGCACCCCAACCCUGGCAAGAAGUUCACGGCACGCGGCUUCCCGCGGCACUGCUACCUGCCCGACAACGAGAAGGGCAGGAAGGUGCUGAAGCUGCUGAUCGUGGCCUGGGACCGGCGGCUCAUCUUCACCAUCGGCACCUCCAACACCACGGGCGAGUCGGACACGGUGGUGUGGAACGAGAUCCACCACAAGACCGAGUUCGGCUCCAACCUGACGGGUCACGGCUACCCCGACCCCAACUACCUGGACAACGUCCUGGCCGAGCUGCUGGCCCAGGGCGUCUCCGAGGCCACCCUGAAGGACUGAGGCCGGGGCGAGGGGCUCCCCGCCACCCCCAUCGGCCCCACGCCGCCAGUCCCCACCGCCCGCGCCGCUUCGCCGCCGACGCCGCAGCCCUGCCGGGUGGGCUCACCCCCCUCCGGUGCCACCCGCCGCGCGUCCCCGUCCCCAUCCCGGCUGGCCACCAGCGCGGCGGGCUGGUGCUUUGCGCCGCUGUCCACCCGUGGCCCCUUCGCGCGUGAGCCGCCGCGUGCCGCCUGUGCCACCCGCCGCCGCCCCACGGAGCCGCGUCCAAGCCGGUGCCAUGUGUACGUCUCGGUGUUACUCAAUACACGCCACGCCGUGUCC